GAGCGAUUCCCAUCCCAAAAUCGUCGCCGUUUCCGUCAGAAAACCACCAAGCCAACAAGGAAUAGUCGUCGCCUGCAUCCACGCGUUUGCUUACCCAACCCAACCCCAACCCCAACCCAACCGCGUCCCCCAAAUUAAUCCCCUCCCCAUCCCCUACUCCUACUUAUAUCCCACCAAGCCGCACCGCCACAAAUCACCCAAAUCCAACCACCAAUCCCCUCCCCUCCCCUCUCCCGCCGCCGAAUCUCCCUCAGCUCCUCCCCGCCGCCUCAGUCGCCGUCGCCGUCGCGAACCAGCAGCAGCAGCUCGCGGGACGAGAUGGGGUCGGGGAGCCGCGCGGCGUCGUGCCUGUGCUGCCCGUUCAAGUGCCUGGCGUGCGGGCUCUUCAGCUGCCUCUGCAGCAUCCUCGUCUCGCUCCUCGUCACCGCCGGGGUCCUCGCGCUCAUCCUCUACUUCAUCUUCCGCCCGCAGAUGAUCGCGGCCACCGUCGACUCGGCCUCCCUCACCCAGUUCGCGCUCGGCCCCGCCAACCCCGCCCUCCUCCAGUACAACCUCUCGGUCGACAUGACGGUGCGCAACCCCAACAAGCGGGUCGGCCUCUACUACGACCGCGUCGAGGCGCUGGCCCUCUUCGACGGCCAGCGCUUCGGGUUCGCGCCCCUCGACCCCUUCUUCCAGGGCCACCAGGCGUCCACGGACCUCAAGCCGGCGUUCGGCGGCCAGCACGUGCUCGACGGCGACGUCACACAGAGCAACCUCCGGACGCAGCUGGCGGCAGGGGCGGUCGAGGUCGAGGUCAAGCUCAACGCCAAGCUCCGCGUCAAGGUGUGGGCGUUCAAGGUGCCCGGGCCCAGGGCCAGGAUCAGCUGCCCGCUCUCCAUCCCCGCCCCCGGCGGCGCCGCCCCCGCCUUCAAACCCACGGACUGCAAGGUCUGGUUCUGAUUCCGCCAUGGAUUCGAUUCCUUGGUGCUCGUUUGGGGAUCCGAUCCGGUCCGGUCUCUUCUCUCCUCUCCUCUCGCUUGGAUUCGAUUGACCACCGUCCCAUUACUAUGUAUGUAGAUCUUGCUAGAGAUUUUCGCAUCUACUGCUGCUAGUGGUACUAGUUGGAUUCGUAGCUGUAUUGCACAUACUACUACUACUAUCGAUUGGUCGAUUACUCGUUCCUUUGGUUCUUUGUUAGCGGUAGUACUACUCGUACCAUAUACUCCAGUUAUAUUGAGAUUGAUUCUAGUAUAGUAGUAGUACUAUUUUACCAGUGUUGAUAUAUUGAUCGAUAUUCAGAUUUCAUUCAGACUCUA
Molecule: messenger RNA, 1298 nt
Organism: Hordeum vulgare subsp. vulgare (domesticated barley)
Lineage: Eukaryota; Viridiplantae; Streptophyta; Magnoliopsida; Poales; Poaceae
Product: NDR1/HIN1-like protein 2
Exons: 1
Coding region: 319-942 (207 amino acids)
Cellular component (GO): plasma membrane
Source: RefSeq, a predicted model, not a curated record